Messenger RNA from Columba livia (rock pigeon), 1397 nucleotides. It is a transcript of the gene TAGLN3, whose product is annotated as transgelin 3. The coding region runs from base 385 to 984 and encodes 199 amino acids. Gene Ontology annotation, biological process: actin filament organization. The transcript is spliced from 5 exons. Gene Ontology annotation, molecular function: actin filament binding. Lineage: Eukaryota; Metazoa; Chordata; Aves; Columbiformes; Columbidae. Gene Ontology annotation, cellular component: actin cytoskeleton. The record is from RefSeq and is a predicted model, not a curated record.
AGGUGGAGUAAAGCCGAGCCUGUGGGGUGAGCAGUGCAUGAGGAAACAUGCACAGAAACAGGCUGCAGAUGGGUGAGAUGAACAGGCUCCCCGGGCUGUGUCUGAGGAGGUAGGCCGCUUUAAUGGCUCUUAGCAACGCCCCUGCUCUGACCCUCCUCGCGUGUGAGGAAAAUCAAAUCAAUACACUGCUCUUCAAACCACGAUGCUGCAGCAGCAGCAGGGCAUUGUGGCAGCCUUCGGCUCUUCAAUUCAUUAAGGCUUUUCAGUUCACUGAUCUCUGGAUAUCCAUCCCUGCACCUCUGCUGAGGGAAACCCUGACUACAUCUUUAAUUGGAUUGCUUGAGCUCCCAUGUACAGCCGUCUUCUUAUAAGAAAGUAUUAGAGAUGGCUAACAGAGGACCAAGCUAUGGCUUAAGCCGAGAAGUUCAGGAAAAGAUUGAACAGAAAUAUGACCCGGAAUUAGAGUCUAGGCUGGUGAACUGGAUUAUUGUACAGUGUGGAGAACAGAUAGAGCACCCUCCUCCUGGAAGGCAACAUUUUCAGAGCUGGUUGAUGGAUGGAACGCUGUUAUGCAAGUUAAUAAACAGUUUACAUCCAAAGGGAAAUGAGCCCAUUGCAAAGAUCUCUGAAUCAAAAAUGGCUUUCAAGCAGAUGGAACAAAUUUCUCAGUUCUUAAAAGCUGCUGAAAUCUACGGAGUAAGAACAACAGAUAUUUUCCAAACAGUGGAUUUAUGGGAAGGGAAGGACAUGGCAGCAGUGCAGAGAACCUUAAUGGCUCUAGGCAGUUUGGCAGUCACCAAGGAUGACGGCUGCUACAAAGGGGAUCCAUCCUGGUUUCACAGGAAAGCACAGCAGAAUCGACGAGGAUUUUCAGAAGAGCAGCUCCGUCAGGGACAGAACGUAAUAGGCCUUCAGAUGGGCAGCAACAAAGGAGCAUCACAGUCGGGUAUGACAGGCUAUGGGAUGCCAAGACAGAUUAUCUAAAAGCAUCUCUGUCUGUAAAGAAAACACUCCUUCUGCAGCAUGGUCUGUUAAAAAAAAAAAAAAAGAAAAUUAAAAAAAAAGCUCAUUAGUUCUCUUUCUGCCUGGUUUUUAAUAGUUAGUACUCCCUAAGGUUUGGGGCAUUUUUGUUUUGGUUUGUUUUAUUUGCAGCUGCAAGAGUUCAUCUAGGAACUCGGUUUUUCGUGGUGGUGUGUGUCAGUUCACAGCACGUGCGCACUGCUGCCUCCUACUUUUCACUUCUGAACUAUGCAAUGACAAUUAUUCUGUAUUAAUUUAUUUGCAAAGUGUUAUCUUCCAUAUUUGUCUCACACCGCACUUGUAUUUCAACCAGUAACCUCAUUCUUCAAUUCAGUGAUUAUAUUGUCUGACCUAAGAAUAAAGGCAAAUUAAAGACA